CAAUUCGAAUGAGUACGAACUUUCCAUCGAGCGAACUUCAACUUCGUGUCGUACACUUUGCAUCGCGUGCGAUUAAUUCUAUUAUACUUGAUUCAUCAACUUUCCUCGGACUUCUUGCGGGAUGGAUCUGAACGAGGAAGACGAGAGCGGAAACGAGGGCAGGCAGCUAUUCCUGGUCAGCGCGCCGCGUGAUCCGCUGGUAUCAGCCGGUGCACUCGUGGCGUCGUCGACGAGUGUUUCCGAUGACAUCAAUCAGAGUGACGAUUUACAAUCGAACGCCCUGACCGGUCUGAUUGGCGGUGCGCAAUCCACUUCAGUCUGCUUCCCUGCGAAAUUCACGUAUGAUUUCUCGGCUAGUCCUGAAAACGAAGAAAGACCGUCUUGCAUUAUCGGCAAGAGGAAACAGCGUAGGUACCGCACCACAUUUUCCAAUUUCCAAUUGGAGGAGUUGGAGCGCGCUUUUCAGAAGACUCAUUACCCCGACGUAUUCUUUCGGGAAGAACUCGCAGUUCGUAUUCAAUUGACAGAAGCUAGAGUACAAGUAUGGUUCCAAAAUCGGAGAGCGAAAUGGCGCAAACAGGAGAAGCAAUGUAAGAUUGCAACUCACAUGACGUCGCACUUACCACCAUCAGAUUGUCAGGAUAUACAACAUCAGUCGCAACAUACGGAUCAUUUGUUGUUGGAGUCACCAUGCAGUCCCAUAUAUCUCGGGAUGGAAUGGGCAGGUUUCUCUCCUUACAAUAAUACAGACAGCGCAUCAUCUCUUAUCGUGAACAACAUGAGCAAGCCACCAGAGACAGAAACUGACAAUAAUUCAUUGCUCGAUCCCGAAUUACUACAAUUAAAGCCUCCACGUUCCUAAUAAUAUUAAAAAUAAAUAUAGCAUAAACAUAUUAUUUAUAAAUUGAAUAACAUAUUUCACACGUUUUUUGAGAAAUUUUACGCGCGAUUUGCUAAUUAUGAGAUAAAUUGCAAUAUAAAUUUUAAUUGCAAUA
Messenger RNA from Pogonomyrmex barbatus (red harvester ant), 995 nucleotides. RefSeq lists its product as uncharacterized. Gene Ontology annotation, molecular function: DNA-binding transcription factor activity, RNA polymerase II-specific; RNA polymerase II transcription regulatory region sequence-specific DNA binding. Gene Ontology annotation, biological process: regulation of transcription by RNA polymerase II. NCBI's taxonomy places the organism in Eukaryota, Metazoa, Arthropoda, Insecta, Hymenoptera, Formicidae. The record is from RefSeq and is a predicted model, not a curated record.